Radiomyces spectabilis is the source of this 798-nucleotide messenger RNA. Its product is annotated as t-SNARE. The transcript has a single exon. The record is from RefSeq and is a predicted model, not a curated record. NCBI's taxonomy places the organism in Eukaryota, Fungi, Mucoromycota, Mucoromycetes, Mucorales, Radiomycetaceae. Gene Ontology annotation, cellular component: membrane. Bases 1 to 798 code for a protein of 265 amino acids. Gene Ontology annotation, biological process: vesicle-mediated transport.
AUGUGCAACGCAUUCAAACUGUAUCAGUCGGCUAUGCUUCAGACCGCAGACGCGUCGGAGCUCCAACGCCAUCGAGUGGCUGUGGACGAGUUGACCGAGGAUACACAGCGCACCAUGGCCCAUGUGAAGCAAAAACUCAAGGAAAUUCAACCCACAUCGAAGCAUACCGAUUUGGCGAUUCACAAGAGCCAGUUUGCUAGUGUGACUAAAUCAUUCAUGGAUGCUAUUGAACGCCACCGACAAGUGUCCCUGGAUUUUCAACGUGCCGAAUCCCGCCAAAUGGAACGACAGAUCAAAAUCGCCAACCCUCAAGCAACUCCGCAAGAAAUCGAGACAGCUAUUGCCCAAGCCGAACAAGGCCGUCCCGCCGUAUUUGCACAACAACUCAUGCAGUCCAUGAACAACGAACAACGUCGUUACCAGGCACAGGAAACCCUGGAUGCCGUGCAGGAACGUCACGAAGACAUCAAGCGAUUGGCCAAGAGUAUCCAAGAGUUGUCCGAAAUGUUUAACGAAUGCAAUAUUUCCUGGAAAAUCAAGCCCACGUUCUUGACACCAUUGAAGCGAGCUCUUAUGAUGUCGUGCACCAUCUCGAACAAGGCAACCAGCACGUUUCCAACGCCAUUAAAUCCGCCAAAGCCACACGAAGAAAGAAAUGGAUCUGUUUCUCUAUUUUCGCAGUCAUUUAUUAUCAUUGUCGUUAUCGUCGUGGCUGUUGAAGUGGCCCCCAAGAGCGGUGGCGGCGGUGGCGGUGGCAAUGGCCAGCAGCAACAAGGCGAACAAGAUCAACAACAGUAG